GCACAGGACGCUCUCAACAAGCGAUAUAUUUAUUUUUCUUGGCGCCUUAGUUUCCUUGAAGAAGACAGCUGACGCGGCAGGUCUCGCAGAAAGCAAUCUUUCGACACGCUUGAACAGGCGUCUGUGGGGACCCUUCCACUACUCUAGGCUAGUCACUCGAAUAUAUAUAUAGCAUCGUUCGUAGAAGUUAUUUGUCUCCUAGCGCUGGUGCCUAUCUGGCACUUUGUUUUCUCUCUUUUCCGUAUUUAGCACCCAACACAAAAACACCAUCUCUCUCCGUUCAACGAGGCAGGGCAGAAACUCCACAACGCCAACACAACGUUUCCUUGCCGUCUUGUAGAAAAAUAGCAAAAGCAAAAGCAGGAAAAAUUCCGCUUGAGUAUUAUUAUGGAGAGGAGGGCAGGGCAAAGAGAACACCGCUUUUGCUGCUGCCUUUCUUUUUAGUAGCUUAUUUUUUUUUUAAUCUCUCUCUGUGCACACAACACCUCUUGUGCAUCGCACACGCACGUCGAAGAUGCUCCGUCUCACCGCCCCGUCUUUCAUCGUGCUUCAGAAUCCUACUCUCCCGCGUGUACUGAAGCAGUUCACGCCGGACAGGAUGGAACUCAUGCUGAUCUCUAUCAAGGAGCGAAAGAAGAGGGCCCGCUACCUUGGCAGCUCUUUCCAGCACUACAAUGACCGCUGGACGAUGUUCGGCGCACAGGGGACGGUUCGACGAGGCACUCGAUUUCUGCUCGAGCGCCACCAUACGCGUGCGCAGUUCGUGCACCCUGAGGUACACCGCAACAACGUGGACAUUCGAACGGUGAAAAUGGCGGGGGCGCAAUUCGACCAACUGGGCAACUACACCCGCACCACGUGGGACCACGAGAUUGCCUCGACGAACAUGCUGAACGACCCAACCUUCAAGCAGCUGUUUCGCGACAUGCCGAAGGACCAGGCGCUAUCGAUGAUGGAGGCGUGGGGCGUGCGCUACAUUGUCCUCGACGAAAUCCGCAAGCCGUCGCUGAUGGACUGCAAGUACCACAAGCACUCCAUCUACCCCGACAAGUUCUCGUGGGCACCAGAUCCAGAAACGAACUAUUUCCGUGGUGAUGCUGAGCAGAAGUGGAAAGGCGAUGAGCUGAUUGCGUACGCUGACUACAACGCACACGUUCAGCACCCCGCCAACUUCGAUGACGGUGUGCCCACUGCCAAGAAGGCCGCAGCGAAGCCUAAUCCGUGGUUCAAGGCUACUAUACGCAAGCAUCCGGCGAGCUCUGCCGAGCCGACGGCUACCAAGAACGCAUCUGCAACGGCUGCGAAGUGA
Leptomonas pyrrhocoris is the source of this 1309-nucleotide messenger RNA. RefSeq lists its product as hypothetical. NCBI's taxonomy places the organism in Eukaryota, Euglenozoa, Kinetoplastea, Trypanosomatida, Trypanosomatidae. The transcript has a single exon. Bases 515 to 1309 code for a protein of 264 amino acids. The record is from RefSeq and is a predicted model, not a curated record.